Messenger RNA from Mangifera indica (mango), 1143 nucleotides. Its product is annotated as protein EXORDIUM-like 7. Lineage: Eukaryota; Viridiplantae; Streptophyta; Magnoliopsida; Sapindales; Anacardiaceae. The coding region runs from base 100 to 1116 and encodes 338 amino acids. The record is from RefSeq and is a predicted model, not a curated record. The transcript has a single exon.
CAACCUCCUUAAGUUAAUUAUUCAACCAUAACAUCUUCUUCUUCCUCACCUUCUCUUUAUAUAUAAGAACUUUCUCUGUCUUUCAUCCAUCUUAACACAAUGUACAAGCUUCAAGCUUUUUACUAUUUUCUCUUGCUUCCUCUCUUUUCCGCUUCUUCUUUGGCCUUUUCAUGGAGCCAAAACAAGAGAUUGUUCAAUCAGGCUAAGAAUUAUGAAGGUUCUUCUGACCUUGUCAAUCUUGAAUACCACAUGGGACCUGUCCUUGCUUCUCCUAUAAACCUGUAUAUAAUCUGGUAUGGCCAUUGGAAACCAACCCACCAAGCCAUUAUCAGAGACUUUAUCUAUUCAAUCUCUACCUCUUCAGUUUCUUAUCCCUCUGUUGCUGAUUGGUGGAAAACCGCCAGGCUCUACACUGACCAAACGGGCUCAAACAUUACCCGAAAUAUUUUCCUCUCAGGGGAGUUUUAUGAUUGGAGAUACUCCCAUGGCGGUUAUCUUAGUCGUUUAGAUAUGCAAAAGAUUAUCAAAAACGCUGUCACUUCACCUUCAACAGCAUUACCUCUGAAUCCCCACAAUGGUCUCUACUUAAUCCUCACCUCUUAUGAUGUUCAAGUUCAGGAUUUUUGCAGAGCAGUCUGUGGCUUCCACUACUUCACAUUUCCAACCAUUGUUGGCGUCACCGUGCCCUACGCCUGGGUUGGUUACAGUGGGAGUCAGUGUCCAGGGAUGUGUGCGUAUCCGUUUGCAUGGCCAAGCUACUCAGGGAAGCCACCACCAAGAACAAACGAAGACAGCAGCAUGAUGCAUGCGCCGAAUGGGGAUGUGGGCACCGAUGGGAUGAUUAGUGUGAUUGCUCAUGAGCUUGCAGAAGUGUCAAGCAACCCAUUGGUGAAUGCAUGGUAUGCAGGAGAUGAUCCGACAGCUCCAAAUGAAAUUGCAGAUUUGUGUUUGGGUGUGUAUGGUUCUGGUGCUGGAGGUGGGUAUGUGGGUAAAGUUUACAAGGAUUCAUGGGGAAAUGGUUUCAAUGUAAAUGGAGUGAACAGAAGGAAGUUCUUGGUUCAAUGGAUAUGGAACCCCUUGAAAAGGAGAUGUUAUGGGCCUAAUGCCAUGGAUUAGAAAGAUAAUAGACUUUGUUAUUCUGCA